GCCCGCCUCGGCGGGAGAGCGACGCGCGUCCCUCGGCCCGGUCUCCCCCGGUCGGCCUCUCCCGGCCCCGCGCACUCGGCCGUGCCCGCCCCGGGUCGAGUUCAAAAGGACGCGCGGGGCGCCGUCGCCCUUCCCGGAGGCCCGUCUGACUGGAAAGAUCCGCCCCUCCCUCCAGUGCCUGACCUUUAGCCACGAUGACCAGCUUCCCAGCCACACCUCCUCCUCCUCCAGAAGGACUGCUGACAACCCCAAUUCUGCAGGGCCCCGGGACCCUAUCCCCAGAAGCUGAAGAAGCCAGCACAGCACUCAUUGCAGUUGUCAUCACCGUGGUCUUCCUCACCCUGCUCUCAGUCGUGAUCUUAAUCUUCUUCUACCUGUACAAGAACAAAGGCACCUACGUCACCUAUGAGCCCGCAGAAGGUGAGCCCAGCGCCACAGUGCAGGUGGAGAGUGAAUCAGCCAAGGGCACAGAGAAGGAAGAGUAUUUCAUCUGAUGACUCCUGGGCCCUGAGCAGGAUAAUCCUGCCUCUGACUCUUUUCUCUGGAGCCAGCGGAAAGCACUGAUGUGGGCAACAUCAGGCUCCUUCCGGGACACGGGCCCAAGUGCCGACAUCGAUGAAUCCAGGGACGUGGAGGAAGCUGCCUGUGCUGUGUCUACCCUAGCACCCGUGUCACCGAGUGGCCCAAAUGGGGACCAUUGGAGCAGCUGCACAGUCUUCACUUUUCUCACAGGUUGAAGAGAGUGCCAAGUCAGGGCCACUGGCUGCUCCCUGC
Ochotona princeps (American pika) is the source of this 774-nucleotide messenger RNA. It is a transcript of the gene SMAGP, whose product is annotated as small cell adhesion glycoprotein. NCBI's taxonomy places the organism in Eukaryota, Metazoa, Chordata, Mammalia, Lagomorpha, Ochotonidae. The coding region runs from base 195 to 494 and encodes 99 amino acids. The transcript has 4 exons. The record is from RefSeq and is a predicted model, not a curated record.